GCUCAACUCUUUUUGUUUUCCACUCACCUCGAACCCUCUUGUUCUAUUUGCCAACUGGCCUCGGCAGCCUGGGGCUCGGUCGAGAGUCAGCCCGGAGGAGCACGGCAGCCGGUGUCGUCACGUCUCGAGGCGCAUGGAGACGCGAUUCGCGAUACAAUGUACGCCCGAGGCGACGGCGACGAGGAUGAUGUGUUGGAGGCGCCGUCCUCGUUGAGUCCGGACAGUCGAGCCAGUGCAGCUUCGGAGCGAGGCGGUCGUGUUCAUGCGCCGCCGGAGCAGACGAGGUCGGACGAGCAGAAAGGCCAGCGAGACCGAGAAGAGCAGAAAGAGGCGGACAAAAAGAGAGACCGCGAAGAUGAGAGAAAAAGAGAAUUGGAGCUGGUCAGUCGACUUGAAUGGGAGCGGGAAAUGGAGGCGAAACGGGCAAAAGAGCUUGAAGUGGAACGAGAAGAGGCGCGUAGACAAGAGCUGGAGAGGCAGAAGCAAUGGCAAGAGGAGCAGGAGCGAAGGCGAGAGGUCGACCGAUUGGCGCAGGCCAAAAUGGAGAUGGAGAGGUUGGAAGGGUUGAAAAGGGAGAAGCAACGCGAAGCCGAAGAGUCGAAAGCACGCAUUGAGGCGAUCGAGAGAGAGGCUGAAAAGCUGAAUCUGGAGCGAAGAGAACGAGAAGCCAGAGAGGAGAAGGAGAAGUUGGCCAUCAAAGUUAGAGAAGAGGCGAUGAGAGCACAAAAGCAGCCAGAAUCGUUGCCAGAACGAGAGGAUGGAAGAAGUGACGCUGAACAGAGUCACAAGACGCUAUCUCUUGUGAAACAACGAAAGGAACAACUUCGACGACAGUUUGAGAAUCAGUUUAAUGUUUUUCGGUAA
Molecule: messenger RNA, 864 nt
Organism: Protopolystoma xenopodis
Lineage: Eukaryota; Metazoa; Platyhelminthes; Monogenea; Polystomatidea; Polystomatidae
Source: the annotation of a GenBank genome assembly